Aureococcus anophagefferens is the source of this 2685-nucleotide messenger RNA. RefSeq lists its product as hypothetical. Lineage: Eukaryota; Pelagophyceae; Pelagomonadales; Pelagomonadaceae. The transcript has 6 exons. The coding region runs from base 1 to 2685 and encodes 894 amino acids. The record is from RefSeq and is a predicted model, not a curated record. Gene Ontology annotation, cellular component: cytoplasm.
AUGCACAAACAAAAGAAAUGGCAGGCGGACGCACAUGAUCUAUGUUGCUUCCCGCACUGUAAUAGACGGAGAGUCUUCCUGGACCUAGCGGAGCAAUUGGACGCCGAAGCUAGAGCGGCAGCCGCGGCAGCAGCUCAGGCAGAGGUAGCUAGCCUGAGAGCAGCAGCUCAGCCUGAGGCAGAGGCAGAUGCCAAAGAAAAAGCAGCUGAGAGUGCUGCGACUCUGGCAGGUAUUCUUCAAGCGACUAGGGACUCUAGCGACAAAAUUGACAAAAUUGAACUGAAGCUAGACGCUGCCCAGGAAGACCCUCCGUCUAUUACAGUGCGGAACGCAACUAUAGCAGGGUUAGAAAGUAUUAAGGAGAGGGGAAGAAUCUGGGUGGCUAUGUACCCGCGAGCCACUAGGAAGUUUUGCUGUGAUGACAAUUUAAUGUCUCGACGGCCGCGUUGUUCGACAAUUGGCCCGUCCGAUGCAUUAGCUUCGGAGGUCUUUGUCAAGAAAGAAUUUAAGUGGUUGUAUGUUGGCUUGGAGCAGAAAGCCACCGCAGGUUCGAAUUUAGUAAGAGGGCGAAUUGACGACUGUGUCAAGGGAGUCGAUGCCCGGCACAUGCAAGAUAUUGAGAAUUUCAUCGCAAUAGAGCUACAGACUCGCGGCUGUGAUGACGCAACUCUCCCGUCCAUGGCUCGGCUGCAGGUGUUCGAGGAAGCGUUGGAUCGCUUUCUUUCAAGGUGUCACAUGUAUCGCUCGUUUUUUUACCGAUACAGGAGGGAACAGAAUAUGCUGCGAGGCGUGUACGCCGCGCGUGUCGCUGAACUACCUGAAUUGCGGUCCCGUGCAGAUGGUGCCCAAUUGAAAGCUGAUACAGCAAUGGAGACAGCCAAAAGCUCGGCGGCUAUGAAUGUGGCGAAAUUGCGAGACGAUGCUGUAGCGUUACGGCGAGCCCUGGUGGUGGCCAACGAGGAUCAACGCCGAGAGAGAGAGAGGAACGCAGAAGAGGCACUUGCCUAUCGGAGACUCCAUGAAGAAGCAGAAGAGUUGCGACGGGCAACAUCGAUGCUCACGACCUCUCUUGGGCGGCUGGAGGAAGAGAGAGAGCGAUGGGCUCUGCAGGAAAACUCAACCAGAAGCGAAGCCUUGAAUUACAAGUCGGCACUGGAGAAGUCAUUGAUAGAAACAGAGCGCCUCCGCGCCCUUGCCCAAGACCUCGAAGAGAGGAAAAAGGACGAGGGUAACGAAGCACUCAAGGAGCUUGAAACAAAACUUGUAGCAAUGCGCAAGGAGAAUACUCACACCCAGGCCCAACAUCGCGCACUGCAGGUUCGGUAUCGAGCACUUGCAUCAAAUAGUUUAGCACGUGAUGCCCCAACUGAAGAGUGUAACAGCACAAAAGAUGCUGUAGCAAAAGAGGUCCCAGAGGAGAGCGAUGGGAUGGGCAGCGGCGAUAUGAACUUCGAUGAGCUACUUGAUGUUACCAACGAGCUGGGCCCAAAGAGUGAAGAUGCAAGCAACCUGCACGAGGACAGGGAACAUGCUAAACGCAGGGAAUCUCAUGGUCCGCACCAUCACAUGAAGAAGCAUCACGCAUCCAUCAUCAAUGAGCAUCCAACAAUGCAAACUGUGACUAUUGAAGUUGAGUCGGAGGACAGGACAAUGUUGAAUGAGUGUUAUAUCCCUCCUGGGAUCCAUUUCAUUGGUCGGGGCACAUCUGAUGACGUGCCGCCUUAUCUGCGAAUUGAAGGUCAUGUCAAGAAUUGGGUCCUUAGUAAACGCGAGACGGAACGCAUGAUCAAUGAUGUCUGGGUAAGUAAAGAGAGGUUCGAGAGCCAGACCGGCAAUCGGGAGCCACUUUCAAACUACCUCUACCAGUAUCUCUCUCUUCGCUUUUCCUCGCAUACGUUAGCAAUUGAAUGGGGCUACAACUUGCUUGAUUCUCUCGAGAGAUACAUCGCUGACUCUGAUUGCCGUCUUUUCCUCCAGAUCCUCAAUGGUAGCCUGCCGGAAGAAGUUCGAGUUGAUCAACUUGCACUGCUCGCAGAUGUUGUCACAACCAUGGAGAGAGAGGACAGGACCCUAAAUAACGGCAAAACUACUUCCAGUCUCAGUCUCCCAACAUUCACCACGGCCCUGCGCAAGCUCCUCAACACAAAGUCCGAACACAAUUUCUCACGCCUUGUGAGACAGCUUCAGAUCGAGGCGCAGUCCAACAAGUCGAGAGUCGUUCACUACUGUGAGCUUCUCCAGUCGGACUCUCAGGGGAAUCAAGGAAAGUUCUGUGAGCUUCUCCGUGAACAGCAUCUCUCAGAAAUUGUCGCUUUUUCCCAGCAUGUCCAGGCAACGAUUCAUGAGGCAACCGGCAAUGGCAACGACACCGAACUACCGCUUCCAAGGCUUCGCGAGGCACUUGUCAAAGCAGAUCCGGAAAAGCCUCGCGCGGAGGUGAAUGCCUAUCUUGCCCGUGGUGCCGGCGUUGAGCCCAAAGAAUUGGUAGAGAAGGAACAGAGUAAUCAGCUCUGCGAAGUUACCCAGUUCAUUAAGAACCUAAAUAAAGGUCUUCUGAAGCGUUCAACUCCCGUCUUGAUGUCAGACGAGUCCGCGGACUCGCCUAUCCAUGGUGGCAUACUCCUGACUUGUAUGUUUGAAUUACUACCAUAUGACAAUUCUGAUAGGCCAGAGUUUCCUGAGUGA